CAGCGCUGCAUCAUCACUACUGCCACUACAGCAGAGAGGAGAGGCAGUUUACUGGCUGCCUGGCUGAUCUCUCCCUCUCUCCCCUCCCCUCCCUCUCUCUCUCUGCCUCUCUUAAACACACACACACAGAGUCACGCAUACACACUCUCUCACUCUCUCACUUUACAUGCUCACACACAUACACACUCUGGAAGUCAGUUGGCUGCUUCUGAGCCGUAGGAGCUUCACAGUGAGGAGAUCCUGGUGCCAUUAUCCAUCACCUCUGGAUGUUCGCCUGCCUGCACUCGUCUGUCUUCAGGACUCUUCCUGCUCGAGACACUCUAUGUGUGUGUGUGUGUGUGUGUGUGUGCGUGUGUGUGUCUGUCAUCAUGUGUGUGGCUUAAUCUUAUGUCGACGGACUAUGAAGGUGGCCUCUUCAAGACUGCUUGCUUGAACUCUCUUGCUGUUGUUUGCUGAGACAGCUGUCACUGCCAGCAUGGAGGAGUGUUAAGAUCAGAGCUGCCAGGAAUUUCGGCAUUGUUUUUCCCUCCCUUUUCCUUUGCUGGCACUUAAGGAGCAAAAGUGGAUGCCUGCAAUUUUUUGGUGGCCGCAUGCCGAAGCAGAGUGCUUACCUCAGGAUUUACAGUCAAGGAGGGGGGGUAUGACAAACAACUGUGAGGGGAGGAUGGUUUGCACUGCAGCAUCAGACUGGCAUCUCUUGUUCUAUGUUGGGGGUUUUUUUUGCCUCUCGAGGUUACACACAUGUGAGCGGCAGCAGAGCCUGGCUGCGUUUUACGCACACCGAUGGAUUACUGCUACUCUAAGGACAGACUGAGGGAGAAAAGAUGCUGAUUUAAGAAUAGGAGGCCGGUUUUGUUUUUGUAGCAGAAGACGGGACAAGCAACUUUAGAAUCAAAAAAGAGACUUGGAUGACAGGAUGAGGGCUGCGUUGAACUGAAACUGCCACCUACUCCUCCCUCCCCCUUCUAUUCCAAACAUGAACUCUUCCUCCAAUGUGAACCAAAGCGGUUCUCCCCUGUUCUGCCUGCUGGGCACUGUGGGUUACUCCUACAGCCUGGAUACCUGCGUGUUGGAGGUGGUCGUCAUCCUCUUCCUCACCAUGCUCAUCAUCGUCGGUAACCUGAUGGUGAUCUUCGUCUUUCACUGUGCCCCAUUGCUGCACCACCACACCACCAGCCACUUCAUCCAGACAAUGGCCUACGCCGACCUGCUGGUGGGCGUUAGCUGCCUGGUACCCUCGCUGUCCCUCCUCCACUAUCUCCGAGGCCUGAAUGAGGAACUCACUUGCAAGACCUUUGGCUAUAUGGUGUCUGUGCUAAAAAGUGUCUCCAUGGCCUCACUCGCAUGCAUCAGCGUGGACCGCUACAUCGCCAUCACCCGUCCUUUGUCGUACGCCACGCUUGUGACGCCAUGCCGGCUGAGGGUGUGCAUCGUCCUCAUUUGGGUUUACUCCGCUUUGAUCUUCCUGCCGUCCUUCUUCGGCUGGGGGAAGCCGGGUUAUCACGGGGACAUAUUUCAGUGGUGUGCAGACUCCUGGAAGACCAACCCAGGGUUCAGCACUUUCAUCGUGGGGCUACUCUACGCACCAGCAGCGCUCACUGUCUGCUUCACCUACGGGAGUAUAUUCAAAAUCUGCCGGCAGCAUACAAGGGAGAUCACCCAGCGCCACGCUCGCUUCAGCUCACAGACAGAGGGUGAUAAAAGCGAGAGAGGGGAGCGGUGUGAGGGUUGUCCAGACAAACGCUAUGCCAUGGUGCUGUUCCGCAUCACCAGCGUGUUCUACGUGCUGUGGAUGCCAUACAUCCUCUACUUCCUCCUUGAGAGCGCUGGGCUGUAUCACCACAAGGUGGCGUCUUUCCUCACAACAUGGUUGGCAAUUAGCAACAGCUUCUGUAACUGUCUCAUCUACAGCCUCUCAAACAGUGUCUUCCGAAAAGGUCUAGGCCGCCUUUUUAGCCCAUUGUUUCCUUCCUGCCUUGGCUGUACGGAUGCCAAAAAAGCGCCAGCUCCAGCAAGCCCGCGACCAGACCCUCAAUGCCAAGUAUGAGCCCUGGUGAUGAUGGAUUCAGCUGAGUCUCUUUGGCAGUAUUGGCCCUCUGUGUGUGCUUUGCUAUCAGCUGUGUAGCAUGACACCGUUCUUUUUGGUCCUGCAGUGAAAUGUGUUGAGGACCCCCUGCAUAGAGCGCAGAGAGGUGCCUGUGCAGACGACCAUCGGCCAUCUCAGAGGCUGAUUUUGUGGAAAAGGAGGUUGUGAAAUUCCUCCUGGGUCUUUCACUGUGAUGCUGCUCUUUCAAGGAUCACAAGUUGGCAACAUGGAAAGAAGUUUUAUUCUCCUGAAGAAAGUGGACUGUUGGAAUAAAAUUCAUGUCUAUCAGUUCAGAGAAAUUAAUAAGCAGUCUUGCCUGCUCUGACUUAAAAACUCCCAGAUGCAAAAAAAAAUAAAGCACAACGCGCCUUGUGUUGUGUGAUUCACUGUAAU
Scatophagus argus is the source of this 2479-nucleotide messenger RNA. Its product is annotated as probable G-protein coupled receptor 21. Gene Ontology annotation, biological process: G protein-coupled receptor signaling pathway. Gene Ontology annotation, cellular component: membrane. Gene Ontology annotation, molecular function: G protein-coupled receptor activity. The transcript has a single exon. The record is from RefSeq and is a predicted model, not a curated record. The coding region runs from base 977 to 2047 and encodes 356 amino acids. Lineage: Eukaryota; Metazoa; Chordata; Actinopteri; Scatophagidae.